Molecule: messenger RNA, 1818 nt
Organism: Pleurotus ostreatus (oyster mushroom)
Lineage: Eukaryota; Fungi; Basidiomycota; Agaricomycetes; Agaricales; Pleurotaceae
Exons: 10
Coding region: 1-1818 (605 amino acids)
Molecular function (GO): flavin adenine dinucleotide binding; oxidoreductase activity, acting on CH-OH group of donors
Source: RefSeq, a predicted model, not a curated record
AUGAAGUUCCAAUCCCUCGCAGCACAUAUUUCCCUCGUUCUCUCGCUCCUGGCUCUGCCACUCGGAGUCUCCGCUGGCUUAUACGGAAAGGCAGCUGACCUGCCAAACGUGUCUUAUGACUUCAUCAUUGUCGGCGGUGGUGUUGGUGGUAGCGUUCUUGCGAACCGUCUGACAGAGAACCCAGCAACGAAAGUGUUGGUUCUUGAAGGGGGUUCAUCGAACGAAGAUGCCUUCGAGACGAAAGUGCCGUUCUUCGUGACACGAAUCCCGGCCGAGUACACUUGGAACUAUACAACCACGCCGCAAGUAGGGAUGUACAAUGCUGAGAUCCCAUUCCCCCGCGGAUUCGUGCUUGGUGGCAGCAGCUCCAUCAAUGGGAUGUUCUAUACACGCGGAUCUUCUGAUGACUUUGACCGCUAUGCGGAGGUCACCGGUGAUCCAGGCUGGACAUGGGACAAUGUCCAGACGUACUUCAAACGUAACGAGAAGUGGACGCCUCCAGCCGAUGGACACGACACGACUGGCCAAUACGACCCCUCACUGCACAGCACCACUGGCAUGACUUCAUUUAGUCUUUCUGGCCACCACCAAGCACUCGACCCGAUGGUAUUCCAAGCGGGGCAAGAGCUAGGGGGUAUCUUCGACUUCAAGCUCGACUACAAUGACGGUCGUCCUCUUGGACUGGGUUGGCUUCAAGCAGCCAUCAAUGGCUCGCAACGUAGCAGUGCAGCGACGUCCUACCUCGCGCCUCAAUAUAUCAACAGACCUAAUCUUCACGUCCUCGUCGGCGCCAGGGUCUCUCGGAUCCUCAAAACCGGAUCUGGUUCCGCUUUCCAAGCCGUCGAAUACACACAAGAUGUCGUGAAUGGACCCUUGAGCACCUUCACCGCGUCGAAGGAAGUUCUCCUCGCCGCAGGUGUUAUCGGUACUCCCCAGAUCCUCCUCAACUCCGGUAUCGGCGACUCGGGCUACCUCUCAUCGAUUGGGAUCACGCCGCUGGUCGACCUACCCAGUGUUGGCAGGAAUUUGACUGACCAGCCGACGACUGGGUGCCUGUGGAAUGUGCGGAACGAUGCAGACACUUUUGAUCCUGUGUUCCAGGAUGAGGCGGUGCUCGACAGCGCAAUGGACGAGUGGAACAAUGAUGGCACUGGGCCGCUGGUCGUCACGCCUAUUGGGCAGGUGGCGUUCUAUCGCCUAAACGAUACCGAGCUGGCUGAUCUCGGUGUACCUGCCGGCGUGGACUACGCUGCUGGUCCCAACACGCCGCACUUGGAAAUAGCCAUCGGCAAUGGCUUUGUGUCUCCUACUCCCCCUCCCGGCAAAUGGCUCACCAUCUCUACCAACCUUGUUUCAGCAACUUCUCGUGGAUCUGUUACACUUGACACCACCGGCGGCCUCGAUGUCUUCCGUGCGCCCCACAUCGACCCAGCCUUCUACACCACGGAAUGGGACAUCAAAGCCAUGCGCGAAGCAGUCAAAGCAGCGAAGCGUUUCGUGUCUGCGCCUGUGUUCCAGGACUAUGUGCUCGAAGCCCUGGGUCCGCUUGCCACUGCAGAAACGGACGAGGAGAUCGAAGCAUAUGUUAGGGGAUAUAGUGGAACAACGGCCCAUCCUGUCGGGACAGCGAGCAUGUCACCGAGGGGCGCGCAAUGGGGCGUCGUUGACCCUGAUUUAAAGAUGAAGGGUGGUGUCCAGGGCGUGAGGAUUGUGGAUGCUUCCGUCUUCCCCUACAACCCCAGCAUGCACACGAUGGCCCCAACAUAUGUCGUUGCAGAACGCGGGGCCGACCUGAUUAAAAGCACUUGGAAUCUGUGA